AUGGCCAACCUCACGAAGCUCGAACAGCACCUCGCAAGCCGAUCCUACGUCGAAGGAUACGCUCCAUCGCAGGCAGACGUACACGUUUUCAAGGCCAUUGCAUCGGCUCCAGAUGCCUCCGCCCAACCUCAUGUAGCUAGGUGGUACAACCACAUCAAGUCCUAUGCUGCAGAGCACGACUCUCUUCCUGGGAGCAGCACAGCAGGCGAAGCUUUCGUGGGAGGCGACGCCGAAGCCCCCGCCGGCGCUGCGGCUGAUGACGACGACGACGUUGAUCUCUUCGGCAGUGAUGACGAAGAGGACAACGCUGAGGCUGAACGCAUCAAGGCCGAACGUGUUGCGGCUUACAACGCAAAGAAGGCCGGAAAGGCUAAGACUGUUGCUAAGUCCGUCGUCACUUUGGAAGUCAAACCCUGGGACGAUGAAACGGACAUGGCAGCUCUGGAGAAAGCGGUACGAUCAAUCGAACAAGAUGGCCUCCUCUGGGGUUCCAGUAAGCUUGUCCCCAUCGGAUACGGCAUCCGAAAGCUGCAGAUUACGCUUGUCGUUGAGGAUGAGAAGGUCUCUACCGACGAACUCCAAGAAAAGAUCGCUGAGUUCGAGGACUACGUUCAGAGUACUGAUAUCGCCGCCAUGCAGAAACUGUAG
This is a messenger RNA of Pleurotus ostreatus (oyster mushroom), 648 nucleotides long. RefSeq names its product Translation elongation factor 1 beta (gene EFB1). Gene Ontology annotation, cellular component: cytosol; eukaryotic translation elongation factor 1 complex. Gene Ontology annotation, molecular function: guanyl-nucleotide exchange factor activity; translation elongation factor activity. The record is from RefSeq and is a predicted model, not a curated record. Bases 1 to 648 code for a protein of 215 amino acids. The transcript has 5 exons. NCBI's taxonomy places the organism in Eukaryota, Fungi, Basidiomycota, Agaricomycetes, Agaricales, Pleurotaceae. Gene Ontology annotation, biological process: translational elongation.